Messenger RNA from Gadus chalcogrammus (walleye pollock), 3477 nucleotides. RefSeq lists its product as uncharacterized. The record is from RefSeq and is a predicted model, not a curated record. The transcript is spliced from 8 exons. NCBI's taxonomy places the organism in Eukaryota, Metazoa, Chordata, Actinopteri, Gadiformes, Gadidae. Bases 115 to 1215 code for a protein of 366 amino acids.
AAGCAAAUAGAAGAAGAAGAAGAAAAGAAGAAGGAGAUGACAUGAAAGUUGGGGGAACUUUAUGACGUCGGUUGACCUUGAUUAUUAUUAUGCUUAUUAUUAUGCUUUAGUAUUAUGCAAUUGUUUAAUAUGUUGCUCCUGGUUAACAUGAGGUUCUCCGGUCCCCUCUUCUUCUGGCUGUCGGCCGUCCUUGGAGUCCUGGCUGCUCAAGGAGAACCUAAAUAUUUUGAAGUGGGCACAACGCUCACCUUUGAGCCAGACGUUUCCACUGUUCAAAAACCAAUCGACACCAUCAGGUGGAAGUGCGGCACCACUUUGGUGGUGGAUUGGGAUCCGAGCGACCAUACAUACUAUGGGUCAUUCAAUGGACGCACAACGUUGGAUCCAAAAACCCUGCGGUUGGUCAUCAAUCAUUUGACCGUGGCAGAUAGCGGACAGUUCUCCGUGGAGACGAAUCAUGGAACAGUCGGGUCUUAUGAGGUUAAAGUCAUCAAGCCCCCUCUGACGCCCAGUAUAAAGACCCAGCCGCUGUUGUGUGACGUCGUUUGUGAUCUGAAGUGUACCGCGAACACCACAGAUCUGGGACCGGUCUCCUACGAAUGGAAGGAAGACGAAGGAGAGUGGACCGAGGGUGACGAGCUGAAGGUUAUGAAGAUGUCCAAACCCCCUGAGAAGUUCUCCUGCAGGCUGAAGACCCGUGUGAGGACCAGCGGAGCCAGCAUCGCCAUGGUCAAUCCACUCAAUGAACCAGUACCAGAAACAGGUUUAACUGGUGGAGCUAUUUUCGGCAUAUUAUUAUUGAUUGUUGCUGUAAUUGCUGUCAUUGCUGUCAUUGCUGGCAUUGCUCUGGUGAAGUGGCGUCCGAGCCAUCCACUUUCUACGUUAAUCCUCAGGAAUGAUUUUCUGACGAGACGCAUAUUUGGUAACCAGCUACCAGUCCCUCAAUCCGAUCCAGAACAACCACCCCAACCAGCAGACCAACCAGCUGUUCCCGACCAACCAGCUGUUCCCGACCAACCAGCUGUUCCCGACCAACCAGCUGUUCCCGACCAACCAGCCAAUCCCGACCAACCAGCCAAUUCCGACCAACCAGCCAAUCCCGACCAACCAGCCAAUCCCAACCAACUAUCUGAUCAAGGCCGACCAGCGAAUGGAGUCAAAGGGGCUGAGGAGAUGGAAAUGUUGACUAAUACAAAUUCAAAUGAAAAGCCAUGAGCAGUCACACAGAGUGGCCACUGGAUUGCUGCUGUCUACGAAUUGAUUAGGCCGCCUCUGAAUGUUCAACAAGUGCUGAGCUCAGGGGGUAGAGCAGUUGCCUUGUAACCGAAAGGUUGCCAGUUCACUGCCAGCUACUCCUAGCUGAGUGUUCAGUUAGGUACACAUUAACACAACGACUCGGUGUGUCAAUGUGUACCAUCGGUUAAUACACACAUUGACACACCGAGUCUGCCGUCGGUGUCUCAAUGUGUGUAUUAACCGAUGGAUAAAUGUGUGAGACUAGAGAAUGAGGAAUGAGACGCAUGGAUGUCUGCUGCGACACACGGCCGUCUUGUUUUCCACACAGGUUGAGGGAAUUGCCAUUUGUUACUAGUAUUUUGUGAUGUUCGUGAUGUGAUGUAUUUAUAUAGCUUGCUGUUUUUAUAUUGUUUGCUUGUCAUGGGCCAAACCUAAUCAAGUGGAGCUAGCGAGCCUUCUCACUCUUCUGUGGGGCUAACGCCACUGACGCAGCCUUUGUUUUUCACCAGUUCAUGCCAACAAUCAAUGAACAGUGCCCCACUUGCUGAGGGAAGUUUGUGUUAAUUGAAUUACCAUGCAGUUGUGAAGGACAGUUCACAGUGACAGACAAAUGAAGGACCAAAUUGCAGAGAAGAUGGGACCUACCCAGCUGCAGCUGCAGCUUCAGCACAAACACCUUCCAUCCACCACAUCAGCCCUGUUCUCCAACAGCUCCACUGGCUCAAGGUGCGGCCACACCAGACGCGUAUCUCGCGUACUUUUUACGCGAGAUACGCGCGUAAAAUGUUGCUUGACCAUUUUGUGUCAAAAAUGGUCACAUACGCGCAAUACGCGCCAUACGCGCAUACGUCACUCGCCUAGAUGAGUCCAAUGUCCAUGCAAGUGAACGGAGCGUUCCCUCUUCGUCAUAACUAUCAAACCAAAUGUUAUGUUAUGUUACUAUUUCCACCCAGAAUAAAGAAAGUUGUCGGCCGUGGCUGUGUGUGUGUGUGUGUGUCUUGCCCCAGGAUGAGGCUCCCCACGGUAAAGGCUCCAACACUUGGGUGUGUGUGUGUUGCCCCAGGAUAAGCUGCGCUGGAGUCCGAGGUAGGAAACCCAAACGCCGCCGUGUUUGGGUGAUAGAGUUUAGAUCGGGUUAGAUUAAAUAAUCUCGGAUAUAAAUAACAAUAAUCGGGUUAAAUAACUUCACAUGGUGUGUCUGGUGUGUUUCCAGCAUUCGUAGUGUUGAUCAGCAGAUAUAUAGUCCGCCAAGACGUUGAGGUUGCUUAGUAACCAGAGACUCUGUCCAUGCAAGUGAACGGAGCGUUCCCUCUUCGUCAUAACUAUCAAACCAAACAUCCUUCACAUUCACCGAGCGAACAUUAUGAAAGUAAAAUGCACAUUUCUCGCUAGAAAUGUUUCCAUAAAAGCAUUUAAUGGCGUAACUAUGUUACUAUUUCCACACAGAAUAAAGAAAAAUGUCGGCCGUAUGCUUCUGUCCAAGCUCACUACUCUCUGCCAGUGACGUCGGGUCAAGCUCAACGCUGAUUGGGCAAGGCGGCAAUCGUCAGACGCGUAUCUCGCGUACUUCGCGUAAAAAGUUCAAUUUUUUGAACUCUUGAAAUGUACGCGAUAUACGCGCGUAUAGCGCGUAUUGCGCGUAAAUAUACGCGCCACAUACGCGCUAUACGCGCGUACAAUGUUGCUUAUACGCUUAAUACGCGUAAUACGCGUAAUACGCGUAUUAAACCAAUGGUUCCCAAUGGAGAAAAUGGCGAUUUGAGACGCGAAGUACGCGAGAUACGCGUCUGGUGUGGCCGCACCUUCACAGUUCAUCCAUUUCAAAGUCCUCCGGUUAACAUUCAAGGCCAUCCACAACCUCGCCCCCCAAUCUGUCCGACCUCGUCCUUAUUCCCACUCCAUCUCGCCCCCUCAGCUCCUCUUCCUCCAUACAUCUGUCUGUCCACUCGGACCGUCUCACCACCAUGGGGCACAGGGCGUUCAGCCCCUCUUUUUCUCUUUCUAAUGACUUUUUCUACCUUUUGUACGUGUCCUUGAGUGCAGAGAAAGGCACCUUCAAAUAAAAUGUGCGUCCUCUAAAGGUGCCUAUUUUUGUCAUUGGCUCAGAUUAUGUUAUCAUAAUUUGGCCAAAUUGGGCUAUCUAAUUUAACUCUACUCCCCAAGUGCUGCUGUUUCAAUGUGCUUUAUUUGCUAUGUAACACUAUAUAAAACUUGUUUCUGUACCUUUUGGUUGAUCUGGUC